Messenger RNA from Xiphophorus hellerii (green swordtail), 2394 nucleotides. It is a transcript of the gene dsn1, whose product is annotated as DSN1 component of MIS12 kinetochore complex. Gene Ontology annotation, biological process: chromosome segregation; cell division. The record is from RefSeq and is a predicted model, not a curated record. The transcript has 11 exons. Gene Ontology annotation, cellular component: MIS12/MIND type complex. Lineage: Eukaryota; Metazoa; Chordata; Actinopteri; Cyprinodontiformes; Poeciliidae. Bases 34 to 1038 code for a protein of 334 amino acids.
GGCGCGCUGUAAGGAUAGCUAUUUGAAAUUAAAAUGGCGGAAAAGAAGGCUGAAGUUGAGCACGGCUGCGCACGCAUCGAGGCAGACGAAACCUCAGUAGAGGUCCCGUCUACGGUCCAGACUUCAAAAAGAUGCUCCUCCCCAAUCCCCGAGUCGGAACCUCCUCUCAAGUGUCACCGGACCGACUCGACAUUAUCUACCACACAGAUGACAGAUCCUGGAGACGAACAGUCAGAGAUGAUGAAACAAGAAAUGGAGGCACUCACAGAAAAACCCGUAAAUCCCCGUGAACAGAAUAAAUCCUGGAGGAGAAACACCAUAACCCGACGCUCCCUCCCUGCCCUUCCCAACCCAUAUGAGACUUUGUGCAGAAGCAUAAGUCCAUCAUUAUCACAACAAGAGAGACUUGAAAAACUGCUGGAGGCUUCAAUGGAGAUGGCACUAGAAAGAACUCAAAAUUCACUUGAGUCAUUUCCAAAAGCUUCACUGGACUCCUUCCAAAAACAAGUUGAAAACAUCAAGAUGGAGUGGAGCUGCUUAACCAAAAAUACAAGCAAUGAACCACAUAACUUAUCUUCGAGUCAACCCAAUUGCAGUCAGCGUGCUGUGCAAAGAGACAUGGAAAAUGUCCAGAAAGCAAUCAGCAGGCUCAAGGCUGAAAGUGAGUCUUGGAAGGCCCUGAUGAACAAACACAAGGAAAAAGCAGAGGAACUGGAAAAGAAGGUGAAGAUGGGACAGGAGACGGGUAUACCUCUAAACUCUACGUUAACAGUCCAGUCCUCGCAGAACUCUGUCAUACAGAGUAAACCCAACUACCACAAUGUCCUCUGUAGGCAGCGACCCAUGAUGCAUACUAUGGCCAUGAUUAUGGACACUCAGUGUAAAAUGAUACAGCAGCUACUUACCAUCAAGGAGCAGUCACAGCUGUUAGUUAAAAAGACCAGUGUCCAAUUAGCUGAGGAGGCCGGAUUCCAGGAGCUUUCAUCGAACCUUCUUAAGAAUCUGAUGUCGGCACCUUUGCAAAAGGCAACUACAUAAACAAUAUGUCCUCAAUAGAUGAUGCUUCUGUACAGCUGAAUCCAACGAUUGUUAAAAAUGUACAUUCUUGUGCUUUUAUAUCAUUUUCCAAUUUUGUUGAUUUUCCUGUCCUGUUUUGUUAAACAAAGAGAGAAAAUAACAUUUUAUGUUAUGCUCCAACAUUAAACAACUUUAAUGGCAGUGGCAAAUUAUACAUGGAUUUGACCAGCAGGUGGCAGUGGCUAGCUAUUCACACAAUUGUAUUAAAGGUGGUGAAUUGCUUGAGUAGAUUAUUCUUUUGGCCUUAAGAGCAUUUUCAUCUGUAAAUCCUGAAACUGUUUAGACCCAUUAGCAAAUGUUAAAACUUUGCCACCAUCCAGCUAAGUAUAGUCCCUGUUUUUGGUAUUAUCAAAUUAAACGAUAAUAAUAAUAAUUAAAAAAAACAGCCACAUUGUCUUAAAAGUGAUUACCAAAGUAAGUUGAUAACUAUCACAAUUAAUAUUGAGGCUAUAAAAAAUUAAUAGUUUUGACAAUAAGAUAUAUUUUAUGUAUUCGAUGCUCUGUUUAACAUGAAUAAUAAUAACACCCCAAAAAAUCAACGGUAAAUCCCUGAAAGUACCAAUGUGAUGACAAUGUUAGUUCAAAAAGCAAUGACGUAGCUUAAAUUGUGAAGCAUUUCGAUUAUAUUCUUGUUGAACUAUUCAAGUAAAAAAAAAAGAAAGAAAACUUUUCUUACUUUACACACAUUCUUCAGUAUAUACAGAAACCCUAGAGGCUCACCCCCUGUCACACUUACUCCUGUUUGGUGCUGCAUCUAUUGCACUUCAUCAGUGUCCCCUGACCAUACAGAAGGAGGCCCCUCCCCCACAGUGACUCACCCCCAUCUCUUGCUUGGCUUGGUCACUGAUGCAGAACGAAGCCUUGACAUUGUACCAGUCAGGCAAAGCUUCAUUUGCCAUCUCUCAAAUCUCUUGGACCAAUUCAUUAAUUAACACGUAUGCUUAAUUUGUGCCUCUCUUGAUUGCAGCAAUAAGAGUUCUUAUUUUCCCCCUCCACACGAUACGAGUCUAUAACUUUGCACUGGAGUUACGAUCCCCAGUGUGGUUUCUGGAGGAUUUUCUUGUGGCUUUAUUCGGGGGAGUGAUUGCAGAGCAUAUGGAGAAGCAAGGAGAAAAAUGUAGGGCUUUGACCAUGAGAGUUGCUAGUAAGGGAAGAUGGUGCACAGCAGGAUAGAUCGAUUCUUAUUUAGAUGAAAAUGAGGCUUGAUGCUUGUGGGGUGAGAGGAGGGCAGCCUUAGCAUCCAAAUGAGUAAAGGUUUCACAGAAAUUGUUCUUAAGUGAAUCACCAACAAUAAUAAAAAAAACUUGACAAAGUCAA